AUGGCGACAGUGCGUUGCGUUGUGUGUGUGUUGGCCGCUGCUCUGUGCUGCACGGCCUUGUGCGUGGCUGCUGCUGCUGCUGGUGAGAUACCUCACGGUGAUGCGGAGACACCUCAGUUUCUUCUUGAGCGAGUGAAGCAGGUUGCAGUGGAUUUAAAGGAGAAUACAGAUCGACUGAAGGAAGGAAAAGAAGGGGCUACGAAUGGUGUGGCACAAGUCAAGGCUGCGGUGGAAGCUGCGCGUAAAAAAGCCCUUGAGCUGCGAGAGGCAGCUAAAGUCGUGGACGGUGAAGUUGGAGCGCAGCAUGCUAGCGAAUCAAGGGUUACAGUUGUGAGACUGGCGCGGGAGGUGGCUGAUAUGUCAGCGGAGGCAAUUCAAGCGCUUUCUGCCCCAGAACAGCAGAUUUCGCGUUUGUCGAUUUUGGCGUCAUCUAUGAUCCGUGAUGUUACGACACACAAACCCAUUUGGGAGGCACCAAAGUUAGAUGAUGAGCAGGAGGCGUCGAAGGACUUUGCGGAGGCGCGGGAGCACAGGGACGCACUGACUGCCUCCUUAGCAAAGAUCGUUGACGGCGCAAACGCUGCAGUCGAAGCCGAAAGGUCGGUGGAGGGUUGUGCUCAAAAUGCAAGUCAGAAGGCCGAAACAGCAAUAGGCCGGUAUUUCUCCCGGAAUGGAGUUCAAGGCGUAGACCUAACAAAGGAAGACUUGCUGAAAACUGCUGAGGAGACAGUGGAGAUGUUGGAGAAGGCGUUGAAAGCUGCUGUGACGAUAAAUGACAAUGUCACCACAGCAUUUAAGGAGUCUGAUAAUGCUUCCCAGAGUGCCACGCUGAUGGUACAACUUCUUGACGACGCACUGAACCCUGGGAAGAAGAGAAGAAAGGACACCUCAACAAAAUUGAAUGACCUGCCUCCCGAACAUCUACCUACAUCAGAGAAGCAGCCAAUUGACUCAAAUGGGGGAAUGACACCUCCCUCCAGCGGCACGGGGGACCCGAAGGCACUUAGUGAUGUCCCACACCCUCCAAAGAACGAGUUGGACGAGCUCCCCGUGACGACAGAGAGCAGCACCAUCGAAAGUAUCGCGGAGAAGACAGCUACCUCCAAACUCACCACUAAGGACCCCAAUGACGCGGACAGCAGUCAGGAAACUGACGCUGCUGGUAAGAACACCCCUGAAAGCAAUCUACCUGGAGCUAAAAGCACGUCUACUAACGAGGCGGAGUCUUCAGCAGCACCAUCGGAGAAGGACAAAGAAACACAAUCCAUGACGAGUGACGCAAACAAAACCAUCCGUGAUAUUAUAAGUGCAGACAGCAGCGUCAGUCCUCCGUGGUUGCGUACACCGUUGCUGCUGGUGGUUAGUGUGCUGGGCCUCCUGUCUGUGUGCUGA
This is a messenger RNA of Trypanosoma grayi, 1392 nucleotides long. RefSeq lists its product as hypothetical. The record is from RefSeq and is a predicted model, not a curated record. Lineage: Eukaryota; Euglenozoa; Kinetoplastea; Trypanosomatida; Trypanosomatidae. The transcript has a single exon. Bases 1 to 1392 code for a protein of 463 amino acids.